GAAAUGGAGCCCAAACUGCUGAGGAGUAUGCUGACGGGUCUCGCCAGCACAUCACGUUUGGCAGCUGAGCUAUUCCUUAAGAUCCAAAGUGAUGAGGAGUCCGAUGAUGAUAGCAAGUCACCUGACACGUACGACACGAAAUUGCUUCUGGCAUUCACGGAAAUGCUCAGCACCGUGGAACGCCGCUUUUGGGCUCAGGAAACAAGCACUGAGUGGUGGGAUCACAUCGUCAUGGAAGUCUGGGAUGACGAGCAGUGGCUGCAGAACUUUCGGAUGAGAAAAGCCACUUUCAUGGGACUGUGUGCUGAGCUCGCCCUCAACCUGCGACGCAAGGACACGAGAUUAGGAGCUGCCCUGCCGGUGGAGAAGCAGGUGGCUAUUCUAAUCUGGAAGCUGGCAACUCCAGACAGCUACCGAUCGGUCGGGAACCAGUUUGGAGUGGGAAAGUCGACCAUUGGAAUCGUUUUGAUGCAAGUUUGCAGGGCCAUUAAUCUCAUCCUGCUAAGAAGAACCGUGACUCUGGGGAACAUGCAGGAAAUUGUGGAUGGCUUUGCACAAAUGGGUUUCCCUAACUGUGGAGGGGCGAUAGAUGGGACGCAUAGUCCUAUUCUGGCACCACCCCACCUAGCAUCCGAGAGUUGAUCCUGGAAGAUAUCUUGCUGCUGCGGGUCACCUGGGAAGAGCGGGAGGGUCUUCUACAGCAAUGCGGAUUCCACCCUGGCCCCUAUGCAGCUUGCCUGUGUGCAGCAAUGGUCCCCCCACUGCUCGUGGCACAGUGGCACGGAUGUGUUAGCCUGACUGGGACAAGGACCAC
Molecule: messenger RNA, 814 nt
Organism: Gopherus flavomarginatus (Mexican gopher tortoise)
Lineage: Eukaryota; Metazoa; Chordata; Testudines; Testudinidae
Exons: 2
Coding region: 4-642 (212 amino acids)
Source: RefSeq, a predicted model, not a curated record